AAUAAAAUCGAUGCUUCUAAAUCAUGCAUAUCUAAAAAAAUCAAAUUAGAUCCAGAGAUAUGUGAUCUUACUUCAGAAAAUGAAAGUUUUCAAAAUUUGUUAGAUUUUUCCAAAUCUAAUGAUGAUAGUGAAGAGGAUGCAUACUAUAUAAAAGAAAUAGAUAAUUCUGAAAAAGACUUUGAAUACAAAUUUCAUUAUGUAGAUGAAUUUCUUAUAGAAAUUUAUAACAAUAUAAUCACAUUAAUAAAGAAUGAAUUAAUUGAAGCAUAUAAUUAUAAUGUAACAUUUAAAGACGAAAAGGUUACAAGAACUGGAACUCAGUUAAUAGAUGAUCAAGAUUUUCAACAAUUUCAGUCUGAAUAUCAUAAACUGUCUGCACGAAAGGAUACUGAUUCUGAAAUAGAAACUGAUAUGUUAGAGGAUGAUUGUUUAAAAACUCCAAAAAACAAAAACCAAGUUCCUAAAAUAUCCAAUCUUACUGUAGAAGAAACUCAAAUAGCUAAGAGUGUUUUAAAAAUUCGUACUGCCAAUUACUAUAGAUUAUUAUCUCAAUCUUCAAGUUUUCGCUUAUUUCCAAAUUCAUAUAUUCUAACACCAUUUUAUAAUCCAUUGCAGAUGGUUCCAACUUUCGCUUUAUCUUAUUUAAAUCUAGAGCCAACAUUAUAUACCACAAGAUCAUCUAUACCUACUAUUGGUGAAUUCUUAAAGUCAAUUGAUGAAAAUAAAAAUACUGACGAUUAUUAUCAAAGCUUUCUAUUGAAAUUUGAGUAA
Cetraspora pellucida is the source of this 771-nucleotide messenger RNA. NCBI's taxonomy places the organism in Eukaryota, Fungi, Glomeromycota, Glomeromycetes, Diversisporales, Gigasporaceae. The record is from the annotation of a GenBank genome assembly.